AUGUCUGGUCCCGCCCCAGCUGAGGCGACCGUACCCCUGGACGGCAGCACUGGCCCGCAGAGUCCCGAUGCGCAACCCGCUGCUCCCGCUCCUGCAAGUCCGCCACCCGCGGACGAAGGUGACGACCACGACGAGAAGGGCAUCCACGGCCUGAAACACAAGGUCACCGGUAAGAAGGAGGAGCUUAAGGACAAGGCCCACCCGCCCGGAGGUUAUGACCCAACCCCUCUGCCCGACUUCCCCUCCGGCUGGACCAUCAGGAUCAUCUUCAACCGCGCAGAGAAUCUGCCAGCCGCCGAUCUCUCAACCCAGCGAUGUGAUCCUUAUAUCCAGGCUACCUUGACCGCCCCGAUCCCGAAGAGGCACAAGGAGGAUCCGGCCCUCAGCUGGAGGACGAGGACAAUCCGCACAACAUGCGAGCCGGUGUGGGAGGAAGAAUGGGUUGUCGCAAAUGUUCCGUCCAGCGGCUUCAAGCUCAAGUGCCGUCUCUUUGAUGAGGACUACCCCGAUCACGAUGAUCGCCUGGGCAAUGUCACCUUCGAGACCAACUCAAUUGCAGAGGGCUGGAGCCUAGGCCCAGAGGGCCAGUGGUUCGAUAUCAAGAAGCGCAUGGCCAGCAAGCGCGCAUAUUUCUUCAAGGCCAUCACCAGUACCAUCGACAAAAACACGAGCAUGACCGGGCGUCUCAACUUGAAAAUUGAUGUCAUCGGGCCCUCCGAGGGCAAGGGCUCUCAGAUGUAUACCAUCGGGCCAUCGAUAUUCUUCAAGCACUUCAGUCCGUUGCUGGGCAGGUUGAUGGGCAUCAAGGUCAACAAAGACGAGGCACAGGACGAAGUCGAGUAUGAUGCCGAGUCAGGCGAGAAGAGGAUCCAGAAAUAUGACUUCCAAGCGAACGAGCUCCAGCUCUCCGGGCCCGUGCCGGAGCAUCUGUACCAUAGAUAUGUCGAAUUUAGCUCGUGGGUCGGGAGCAUGUUCACGGCCACGGGCCUCCGCGGCAAGGUCCUGCACAAGGCCCUGCACAAGCAACACAACCGGAUCUACAGCUUCAGCCAGUCGACACAGUGGGGCCAGUUCAAGCCUUGCACUGAGGAGGCCUCGCUGCAAUUCCUGCGCAUGGCCCAUUUCGAUGAGGGCGGCCGCGUCUUCACCUACGUGCUCACUCUGGACGGAUUGCUGAGGUUCACCGAGACGGGCAAGGAAUUCGGGAUCGACUUCUUGUCCAAGCAUACCAUGCACUCGGACGUGGCGACCUACAUCGCUUGCUCGGGUGAAUUCUUCAUUCGCCGUCUCGCCAAGGCAGACGCCCCGGAGCACCAGGGCGAGCCGGACCCCAGCGAGCCCACCCAUCCGUCCGAAGACCUCCCCGGCGGCCCACCACAUUCUCAACCGCCAGCUGACCCGCGGCACUACCAGCUUGUCAUCGAUAACGAUAGCGGGACCUAUCGCCCUGACAAGCGCAUCCUGCCCAACCUCCGCGAAUUCCUCGAGCGCAACUUCCCUGGCCUCGGCGUAGUGGUGAUGCACUGGGAGGAUGACGAGUGCCAGGACCUCAAGGAGCAGCAGCGACAGAUCAAGAAGAAGGAGGGCGGCGGGAUCCAGCUGGUGCAGAACCGGAGCCCCGACUCGAGCAGCAUCAGCAGCAGCGACGAGAGCCGGCUGGACAGCGACGGCGAGUACGGAGGCCGCAAGCACUGGAAGAGCAAGAAGGAGGCCGCGUGGGACAUUGUCGAGGACCCACACCGGUUCAAGCAGAUGAGCCUGGGCGGUGGCAAGCCCAAGCCCGGCCAGGACGCGGCGGCCGGGCACCACGCCGAGGCCUAG
This is a messenger RNA of Diaporthe citri, 1821 nucleotides long. RefSeq lists its product as uncharacterized. The record is from RefSeq and is a predicted model, not a curated record. NCBI's taxonomy places the organism in Eukaryota, Fungi, Ascomycota, Sordariomycetes, Diaporthales, Diaporthaceae. The transcript is spliced from 2 exons. Gene Ontology annotation, biological process: positive regulation of gene expression. Bases 1 to 1821 code for a protein of 606 amino acids.